CACACUUGAAUCCAUUCAUCCUCCAUUCCCCGUUCGCCCUCUGUCGCUCGAUCGGUCUCUCUCCCCCUACACGUGCGGCCCUGCGGCCCCUCUAUCUGUGACACACCCCUCCAUCCCUCAAGGCACGUCAGUCAGUAUCUGGUCAGCAACACAGUCCGUCCGCCCAUCUUUUCUGUCUUCCCCACUGCAGCAGGCAGCCAGUCAGUCAGAUAUAGAGGUAGAGGUAGAGUCAGGCAGCCAAUCCAAUCCAAUCCACCGCACUUGACAAAUGACGGGAGCGAAUACAGAAAACAGCCGUAAGAGUGUCCGUCCGUCCGUCCGUCCGUCCGUCCAGGCAGUGACAAACAAAUACACACGACAACUGCAGCCCAGCCCAGCCUGCCUAGAUCAGAUCAGACACACACAGACCACAUACAUACCUGCCCACCCUCACAUGCCAUGUCAUGCCCCUCCCCAGCCACCCAACGCACGGCACGGUAUGCCCCCAGCUGUCCGAGUUAGCCAGCCAGCCAGCCAAAGAUCCUCUCCCGGAAAAAUACAACGGCCUCGCCACGCCACGCCUCGCAAGCAGAGACUAACCGCAAGCAGCUCGCCGCCCCUCGACCUGACUGACGUGACGCGACGAACAUCUGAGGCAACCAACCAACACCAAGAGCGGGUGAGCAUCGUGUUGUUGUGCGCCCGUCUGCCUGUCUGUCUGUCUGUCUGUCCAUGGACGCGUACGGACCGUCAAGUCAGUCAGUCAGUCAGUCAGUCACGCGACAACGGCUUUUGGCUCGCUGGGGAUACCAUUCUGUUGCUCGCCCUUGUCUUGUGCUGCAGUCAUCACACACACACACACACACUGAGCCGUGUCACUCUGUCUUUGUGUGAGUGCGUCAUCACAUCUGGCUGCCUCCCGUGUCGGUCGUCUCACCGGUCGGCUGCAGCUUGCGCAGUGCCUCGAGGUGCUGCUCCAGCUGCUUCUGCCGCUCCUCCUUGGCCUUGAUGAAAGAAAUGACGGUUCCAUGCGACUCCUCAGCCUGGCGCACCACCUCAGCCAGGUUGGUGCGCUGCUCAAAUGACUCUUGACACAUGACAACAGAGGGAGACAGGGGGGGAAGGAUGUGUGGUGUGUUGUCUGUGGACGGGCGACUGACUGACUGACUGACCGGUUCGUUCGAUCUUCUCCUCCACCUCCCUUUCAAACUCGGUCUCGUCGUGCUCGGCCACCCGCAGCAGACCGAUGUAGUUCUUACACUGAAUGAGAGAGUGAUUGAACCACACACAACACACGACACAGGCACACACACACACACACACACACACACAAAGACAGACAGACAGACAGGUGGGUGUGAAGGGGGACCGUCUUUGGUUGUUUCUGGCUGUCGGCUGACCUCUUUGAUUUCUGCUUCGGUCUCUUGGACUGUCGUUGGCAGAGCCGGCACGGCGGCCUCUGCGGACUUCUUGGUGCAGCCUGAAGGUGUGUUGCCCAUCGGGGGUAAGGCUCGUUGCUCAGAUGAAUCCGACCCUCGUGUCAGACCUGAUUGGCACAUGCGGCCACAGCGAUGGUUGCUUUGUGUGCAUCUCUUUGUUUCGGUGCAUGGGUGUCGUACCACAACCAACACGACGCGCGGAACCGGAUGACGCAAUGUUUUGUGUCGCCCUCCCUUGAGCUUGCAAACCCUCUAGUGUCAACUCACCUGACAGCUGUGUAGCGAUGCCCAAUACGCUCCAGAUGCUGUGGGCAAGCUGAUCUAUUCGUUCAUCAGGAUGUGUGUUCGAUCCUGCUGUGAUGAUGCUCCAACACGCACGGAGAUCGUCCCUCGAGCUCUGCCCUGCCUGACCGCUCUUAUCGUCAGCAUCAU
Molecule: messenger RNA, 1850 nt
Organism: Vitrella brassicaformis
Lineage: Eukaryota; Vitrellaceae
Source: the annotation of a GenBank genome assembly